Branchiostoma floridae (Florida lancelet) is the source of this 981-nucleotide messenger RNA. Its product is annotated as zinc finger protein 239-like. Gene Ontology annotation, molecular function: DNA-binding transcription factor activity, RNA polymerase II-specific; RNA polymerase II transcription regulatory region sequence-specific DNA binding. The transcript has a single exon. NCBI's taxonomy places the organism in Eukaryota, Metazoa, Chordata, Leptocardii, Amphioxiformes, Branchiostomatidae. The record is from RefSeq and is a predicted model, not a curated record. Gene Ontology annotation, biological process: regulation of transcription by RNA polymerase II. Gene Ontology annotation, cellular component: nucleus. Bases 1 to 981 code for a protein of 326 amino acids.
AUGACAGACACAGGAAAGCAGCAGAACAAGGAAUGUGAGGAAACCUACAGUGUAGGCUCUACUGUCCCCUCCUAUAACACUUCUAACACAGAAGGUCAGCCAACAGACACAGGAAGGCAACAGCAAAAGAAAAGUGAGAGUCCAUGUGAAUUCAAAGCAACCUGUAGCAAUGUCUGCUCUACGCUGCCCACCUACAAAACAAAUUAUGGAGAACUCCAGACAACAGACACAGGAGGGCAGCAGGACAAGGAAAUGGGCAAUCUAUCUGAAGGAGCGUACAAUUCGAAUUCCACCCAGGCUGGAAUGGAAGCGUCUUCACAUUUAUCUGAAAAAGCUCCUCCAGGGUACAGGGAUGAACGUGUGACAAAACCACUGAAAGGUCCGCCAUACAUAUGUGUGGAAUGCGAUUACAGGGCGCCAAAUGGUUUCAGCCUGACAGAGCAUGUCCGAAUACACACGGGCGAAAAACCGUACAAGUGUGAUCAGUGUGACUUCUCCACUGCAUGGAAAACUAGCAUCGACAUGCACAUGCGUAAGCACUCGGGUAAGAAACCCUACGUUUGUUCGGAGUGUGGGUAUAGCACAAGCUAUAGGGUCCACCUAACGCGGCAUAUGAUAACCCAUACCGGUCAGUAUCCCUACAAGUGUCAACUGUGCGGAUUUUCGACAGCCAGGAAAAGCAACCUUAGUGAGCAUGUGGCCACACACACCGGUGAGAAGAAGCAUAAGUGUAACGUAUGUGGUUAUAGAACAGCUCACAAGCAUGGCCUGAACAGACACAUGAAAACACAUACUGGAGAUAAUCCUUACAAGUGUUCCCAGUGUGACUAUUCGGCAGUGCAGAAGCGAGAUUUAGACGUACACAUGUCGAAACACACCGAUGGGAAGACAUACCAGUGCGAGGAAUGCGGGCACAGGGCAGCUGAUACUAGUGACCUCAAUAAACAUAAGAGAAAGCAUAAGAUGAUCAACUUGCUGUAG